AUGGGAAGAACAAAAAGCCCUGCUGGUUGCCAGAAUCUACAGAACACCCUAAGGAAUCUCUACAGAUCCAAAAGACAUGUUCCUAAAGAUUAUUUCAACGAAACCAUAGCCCAUGCUCAACCUCACAUACAGAUAUACACUGACGCGUCUAUAACAGACAAAAAAGCAGGAGCAGCAAUCAUAUGUGGCGAUACCGAAAUCCAAAUCAAAUUGUCAGACAAAUGCUCAAUUUACACAGCCGAAGCCUUAGCUAUACUAGAAGCCACUAAAUACUUCAUUCAAUUCGUUGACAACAAACGUUGUUUUAUACUUAGCUAUUCAUUAAGUGCAAUAACAAGUAUCCAAAACACAGUUAAUCCUUCCAACAUAGCAAGAAGUAUCCAGAACUCCUGCAACAUUGCACGAUCCACUGGCAAACACAUCGCCUUUAUGUGGAUUUCCGGUCAUAGCAAUAUAGCCGGCAAUGAAAAAGCCGACGCUACAGCUAAGUCCACCCAUAAUUCAACUAAAGCCAUCUCUAUUUCAGGAUUUUUCUACUCCGACGCAAAAAAAAUAAAAAAAUACAUAAAAACCAGACAACUCUAUCUUGGAAUCAACUCUGGUCACAACAGACGACCAAACUUAAUGAAAUCAAAAAGUCAAUACUCCCGUGGCCCCUACCUCCAGUACUCUCCAAAAAAAAAGAAACUAUCAUAA
Messenger RNA from Sipha flava (yellow sugarcane aphid), 696 nucleotides. RefSeq lists its product as uncharacterized. The record is from RefSeq and is a predicted model, not a curated record. Bases 1 to 696 code for a protein of 231 amino acids. The transcript has 2 exons. Lineage: Eukaryota; Metazoa; Arthropoda; Insecta; Hemiptera; Aphididae. Gene Ontology annotation, molecular function: RNA-DNA hybrid ribonuclease activity; nucleic acid binding.